AUGUCAUCGGUCAGGCCUGACAGCCGCAGAGCUAUGAAAAGGCAGGUGAUUUGGCCGACCGGGGCAGGAGAGAACGUCCGAGAGGUCGGCUCCCCUUCAGGCCGGCCCCGACCGGUACGACAUAAAAGCAGCCUCCAUCAGGCCGGACCGGGACUCGAGCCGUCCGACGAACCCUCUCGGGGUCACCGGAGGCAGCAUGUCGGCUCAGAGUUCUGUGUGUUCACAUCUUUUCCCCACCUUCACCGUCUGUUUCCUAGUGCCACCCUACCCUCCCCUCCUCCCCGUCGGCGCAUCCAGCCCUAA
Molecule: messenger RNA, 303 nt
Organism: Protopolystoma xenopodis
Lineage: Eukaryota; Metazoa; Platyhelminthes; Monogenea; Polystomatidea; Polystomatidae
Source: the annotation of a GenBank genome assembly